AAUUGUUUAGAACCACUCACUCAAACCUUCCAUAUACUUACUUAUCAUCUAUAUAUAUCUCUACACUUUGAUACCUCUAGCAAACUCAACCAUACACAGCAAUACCAUUCAUUAAAUUACAGAGUUAAACAUUUUAAGUAUUAACGUUAUCCACAAAUUUACAUCCAAAGAAUCAUCAUGGCCAGACAUAUUGCUGCAGUUGUCGCCAAGCAAAUUCUUCGCAGAUCUACUGAUAAAACUUGCUCAAGAUCCUCAAGUGUGCCGAAAGGUUUCCUAGCAGUUUACAUCGGAGAGAUGGAGAGAAAGAGAUUUGUAGUUCCAGUGUCAUAUCUUAACCAGCCUGCAUUUCAAGAUCUUCUAAGCAAAGCGGAAGAACAGUUUGGAUUUGAUCACCCAAUGGGCGGCUUGACAAUUCCUUGCAGAGAAGAGACUUUUAUUAAUGUUACUUCUAGCUUAAGUAGAUAGUACGAUUGAGGUGCCAAAACAAAUGUAGUAUCUUAAAAAAACAAUUUUGUCAUGGCACAAUAGGCCAAAUCAAUGUAAAUACUAAAUAAUAUCAUUUUUCUUCUUUUCAAA
Molecule: messenger RNA, 576 nt
Organism: Mercurialis annua (annual mercury)
Lineage: Eukaryota; Viridiplantae; Streptophyta; Magnoliopsida; Malpighiales; Euphorbiaceae
Product: auxin-responsive protein SAUR21-like
Exons: 1
Coding region: 178-465 (95 amino acids)
Biological process (GO): response to auxin
Source: RefSeq, a predicted model, not a curated record